Molecule: messenger RNA, 5174 nt
Organism: Nelumbo nucifera (sacred lotus)
Lineage: Eukaryota; Viridiplantae; Streptophyta; Magnoliopsida; Proteales; Nelumbonaceae
Product: Transducin/WD40 repeat-like superfamily protein
Cellular component (GO): cytoplasm
Molecular function (GO): protein binding
Source: RefSeq, a predicted model, not a curated record
GUUAAUUUCAAUCUAACGUUGCGAAACCCUUUUUAUUUAACAAGGUCCCGUCGAAGGUGGAUCCCAUUAUUACGUAGUUUAACCAGUUCCAAGGAUCCUAGGCGCUAGUAAGGACGUGAAGCACCAUUUCACACAUAACUGAACUCAAAUUCUCUCAGCUGUUAAUGAUAUCUCGCCGUCUCUGAAUUGGUUCGAGGAUGAAAUGCGACUCUAUAGCAUGUAUCUGGUCAGGCGCCCCUCUGCUUCACAGAGUCACUGCCACUGCCGUAUUGAAUCGACCUCCGACCCUUUACACUGGUGGAUCCGAUGGCUCUAUCAUCUGGUGGAACCCCUCUGUCAAUCAAUCCAACAGGGAAAUUUGGCCUGUGGCCAUGCUAUGUGGCCAUACUGCGCCUAUUGCGGACCUUGACAUCUGCUCGCCCGUUGCAGUUGGUGUCCAUGGAGAAGUGGAGAAAUCAAGUAAUGUAGUUGCAAACUCUUCCUCAGCUGGUUAUGGUGCACUAAUAAGUGCUUGUACUGAUGGUGUGUUGUGCAUCUGGAGCAGAGGCAGUGGGCACUGCAGACGCAGGAGGAAAAUGUCCCCUUGGGUUGGGAGCCCGUCCACAAUUCGGACAUUACCUGGUUCCCCUAGAUAUGUUUGUAUUGCGUGCUGCUGCACAGAUUCCGUUCAUGCAUCCCAUCAUCAGUCUGCUGAUCCCGCUGAAGGGGUCGAGGCUUCUGCUGAUCAGGAAUACCAGUACAAAAAGGAUUUGAAGUGUGCUGUUGUCAUUGUUGAUUCGUAUUCUCUUAGCAUUGUCCAGACUGUCUUUCGUGGGAGUUUAUCUGCUGGGCCAUUGAAGUUCAUGGCUGUUAUUCCAUCAAUUGAAGAUAGGGACAAACAAUCCGUGUUCAUGGUUGAUGGACUUGGUAUAGUGCAGUCGGUUAUUGCGUCCAAGGAGUCUGGCCCCGAUGGGGAAGGUGGAUCAGGUUUACAGAGAAGUUCUUCACAUAUAGGAAUGUCUAGUUGGGAGGAUGAAUUUGGUAAGGGAGUUCAGGGAAUAUCAAUUGCAACCCGUGGAAAUCUCUUAGCCCUCGUAUAUAAGACAAACUGCAUAUUUAGGCUAGUGACUGGGGGGAAUUCUAUUGGUGAGAUAUCUUUAAUCGAUACUCCUCUUUGUGAUGAAGGUAUUUCCAGUCAAUCACAUCUUGUAGGGGGCAUGUUCCUUGAUAUUGGUGGGAGGGAUACAUUGGAUAGGCAGGAUCCACCUGAAGCAUUUUCAGAAAACUUUGCUGUAUGGAGUAAUAGAGGUGCUGUAUUAGUGUAUACUGUAUCAGGUUCAAGCAAUACAUUUAAGUUUGAGCUUCUAUGUGAGAUUCCUGCUGUCUCUUAUCCUAUUGGUGUGAGAUUGUCAAUUAAUGUUUGCCAACUCGGCAACAAGCUUCUUCGUGUAGAAUCGAUUUCCUACAGUGUUGAAGAAUCUUCUCUGUGGAAACCUUACAUUACCAUCUGGUCAUUAUGUGAGACAUAUGAUGCCAAUGGGAACUGGAGUCAACAAUGCAAAAUGAUUGGGAGAGGUGAUUUUAUUGGUGACUGGAUUGGGAGUACUAGUUCACUUUCUGAACCUCAUAUUCUCAACUAUGAUUCUCUUACAGAAACCAUAAAGGGGAAGAUUGAAAUAAAUUCUCAAUACAGUAGCACCCCAAGUUUAUCAAACUUAAAUGGUUUAAAUAGAGAAUGUCACAGUAAUGAUUUGGUGCUAAAAGGGCGAACUGUUUCAUCUUCAAUGGUUCUUACUGAAGAUUUUUAUGCACCAUAUGGCAUUGUUUGUGGCUUCUAUAGUGGUGAAAUAGAAGUGGUACAUUUUAAGAUGCUUUUUCAGGAACAUGAUCCUGUUGAGGGAAGUUCAUGCCACAAGGUGGAGACACGCGUAUCUAAACAAUUUCUGUCAGGGCACAGUGGUGCAGUACUAUGCUUGGCUGCAAAGCAUGUGGAUGGAGCUUCAAAUGAGCGGGGUUGCUCUAGAAUUUUACUUUCAGGAAGUAUGGACUGCACUAUUUGUAUAUGGGAUCUUGAUACGAGUAAUGUCAUCAUUGUAAUGCACCAUCAUGUAGCUCCAGUCCGACAACUGAUCCUGCCUCCACCCGGGACAAACCAUCCUUGGAGCAAUUGCUUUCUAUCUGUUGGGGAGGACUCCUGUGUUGCUCUUGCUUCGGUUGAAACAUUGAGGGUGGAGAGAAUGUUUCCUGGACACCCUAACUACCCUUCGUCUGUUGUAUGGGAUGGUGCAAGAGGCUAUAUAGCUUGUCUUUGCAAGAAUGAUUCUGGAAUAUCUGAUAGCAUUGAUGUUUUAUAUCUCUGGGAUGUAAAGACUGGUGCUCGAGAGCGAGUUAUUCGUGGUAUGGCUUCUCGUGCAGUGUUUGACCAUUUUUACAGAGCCAUUGGUGUAAAUUCCACUAUGGGCAAUCUGUUGACUGGAGCUACUUCAGUAUCCUCAUUGCAUCUUCCCAUAAUUGAAGAUGCAAGAUGCUCACUAUCACAUGUUAAGAAUAUUGAGAAGAGGGGCACCUCAGUGGAUACUGGUCAGAAGAUAUCAAUGGAUUUAACUGAUUCAAAUAUCUUACCAGCUUAUGGUAUUAAGGGAAAAGCUGCAAAACAAAUUUCAUCCCCAUUAGUCUUUCAAAACAAUAAACAUCCCAUUAAAUGCUAUUGUCCUUACCCUGGGAUUGCUACUCUGCGAUUUGACCUUUUGUCCUUAAUGUCUCCUUGUGAAGAGCACACACAGUUUUCAGAUAGUGAUGGCAAGCAAGAGAAUGCACGACCUGAAACAGCAAGCUCUCUCAAUGCAAAUCCAAAUGAUAUGACUGAUAUUGAAAAGACUUUAUGCAAUUCCAUAGAAGAACAUGCAUGGGUUAGAUCACUUGAAGGAUGUUUACUUCGCUUCAGUUUAUCUUUCUUGCACUUGUGGGGUAUAGAUGAUGAUCUAGAUAGAUUGCUAAUUUCUGGGAUGAAUAUUAGUAGACCAGAGAAUUUUGUUAUAGCUUCUGGUUUGCAGGGGGAUAGAGGAUCUGUUACAUUGACAUUCCCUGGUCUUGAUGCUGCUCUUGAGCUUUGGAGGUCAUCCUCAGAGUUUUGUGCAAUGCGAUCAUUAACCAUGGUGUCCCUUGCCCAGCGCAUGAUUAGCUUGUCUCGUUCCAGUUCAGCAGCCAGCAGUGCUUUGUCUGCUUUUUAUACACGGAACUUUGCUGAGAAGAUUCCUGAUAUAAAGCCACCUUUGCUUCAGUUGUUGGUUAGUUUCUGGCAAGAUGAAAGCGAACAUGUGCGUAUGGCUGCACGAUCUUUAUUCCACUGUGCUGCUUCACGAGCUAUUCCACUUCCCUUGUCUGCUCAGAAAGCAACUCAACAUGAAAUAUGCUAUACCCAUGAUACAUUGAGAAGCAGCUUUUUAGAUUCAGAGAGGAUAGAAAAAGAAGAGACUUCUCAGGUUGAGGAAUCCAGCAUCCUUGCAUGGCUGGAAUCAUUUGAAAUGCAAGAUUGGACUUCUUGUGUUGGGGGAACAAGCCAAGAUGGAAUGGCCUCUCAUAUUAUUGUUGCAGCUGCAUUGGUUGUUUGGUAUCCAAGCCUUGUGAAACCAAGACUGGCUACUUUGGUUGUUCAUCCUUUGAUUAAGUUGGUUAUGGCAAUGAAUGGAAAAUACAGUUCAACUGCAGCAGAGCUCUUGGCUGAAGGAAUGGAGGGCACAUGGAAGGUGUGCAUUGGUCCUGAAAUAUCCCGUUUGAUUGGGGAUAUAUUUUUCCAAGUAGAGUGUUUAACUGGUGUAUCUGCUAACCCAUCCAUACAAAAUCCAGCUUUAGCUGUUUCUAUUCAGGAGUCUUUGGUUGGUGUUCUUCUUCCGAGCUUAGCAAUCGCUGAUAUACCAGGGUUUUUAAAUGUAAUAGAAAGCCAGAUUUGGUCUACUGCCUCUGAUUCACCUGUUCAUUUAGCCUCUCUCCUGACUCUUAUUAGGGUUAUUCGUGGUUCUCCAAAAUCCUUGGCCCAGUACCUUGAUAAGGUGGUGAGCUUUAUUUUACGAACCAUGGACCCUGGGAACUCAAUCAUGUGUAAAGCUUGCCUCAAGAGCUCAAUGGCAGCAUUGAAGGAAGUUGUACGCAUGUUUCCAAUGGUGGCAUUGAAUGAGACAUUGACAAGGUUAGCUGUUGGGGAUGCAAUUGGACAUAUCAACAAUGUUACUAUUCGGGUAUAUGACAUGCAAAGUGUGACAAAGAUAAAGAUUUUGGAUGCAAGUGGACCUCCUGGACUCCCAAGCUUGCUUCCUGGAGCUUCAGAAACAUUGAUAACCACAGGGAUUUCUGCUCUGAGCUUUUCCCCUGAUGGAGAGUUACAGGGUCUAGUAGCUUUUUCUGAGAAUGGGUUGAUGAUUAGGUGGUGGUCACUGGGAUCUGCAUGGUGGGAGAAACUCAGCCGAAACUUAGUCCCUGUUCAAUGCACCAAAGUGAUAUUUGUACCUCCUUGGGAGGGGUUCUUGCCUAAUUCUUCUAGGUCAAGCAUAAUUGCAAACAUAAUGGGAAAUGUUAAACAGGUUAAUUCACAGGAUAAAAGAGGGGGGUUGAGUGAUAUAGAUAGUUUGAAGCUCUUGAUCCAUAACCUUGAUCUAUCUUACCGCUUAGAAUGGGUUGAUGCAAGGCAAGUGCGACUUGUGCGGCAUGGCCACAAUUUAGGUUCUUUCCACUUAUAGGCAUCCAGUUAUGCAGAUGGUGAAUUUGGUGAGUUGUUUGAAAUUUCCCUGGUUUCUGCAGUCUGCAAGUAAAAGUAGAAGUCCUCUUGAAAUGUAACAUCAUCACAUGUAAUCAUGCCUUGAGGUUUUUGUUCAAAGUUCCAGGCAUCAGUCUGCAAUCCUUGGUUUUGAAGAGGGAGAGUGUGAUGGAGAUCAUAAUGUUGCUUAUGCAUCUUUGGGAAGUUAAGGCAUGGGCUAUAAAUCUCAUAAUUAUAUAAUUUUGUUAGUUUUUUGUUUUCUUUAAUUUAUGGUUAGCAAGGGUAUUUUAGUUGUCUUUUUUGUGGUAUAAAUUAAGGAAUAUUUAAAGUUUCAUAGAAGUUAGGUGAAUAGUUAAACAUUAUUAGUCAUUUUCCUCUGAUUUUGGCUUGUAAGGGUGUUUAUAUAAUUUCAAUAAACAUUGUUGUGAGCCUUAUAUUUUUUAUA